This is a messenger RNA of Anastrepha obliqua, 1326 nucleotides long. RefSeq names its product dopamine receptor 1 (gene Dop1R1). Gene Ontology annotation, cellular component: membrane. Bases 1 to 1326 code for a protein of 441 amino acids. The transcript is spliced from 6 exons. Gene Ontology annotation, molecular function: G protein-coupled receptor activity. Gene Ontology annotation, biological process: adenylate cyclase-activating adrenergic receptor signaling pathway. The record is from RefSeq and is a predicted model, not a curated record. Lineage: Eukaryota; Metazoa; Arthropoda; Insecta; Diptera; Tephritidae.
AUGAAAAGCCACGUGUUCCGCGCUUUCGAUUGCAUUAGGACAGCUUGGGCAGAAUGGGCCUUCUGCCAGCUGAAAGCGGUGGAGAUAUUCCAUAAAGCAGCCAUGACCGGUGAGUAUCUGCGUAAGUUAACAUCAUAUUUCAAUGAUACGUCAUGGAUUAAUCCGUCCGAGGCCGAUACGAUAGUGGGUGAGGAACCUGAUGCGGUGUCUCUUGUGUCAAUUUUAGUUGUUGGCAUUUUCCUGUCAGUGCUGAUAUUUCUAUCAGUUGCCGGUAAUAUACUCGUCUGCCUCGCCAUUUAUACGGAACGUAGUUUACGGCGCAUUGGGAACUUAUUUCUGGCAUCAUUAGCGAUAGCGGAUUUAUUCGUCGCAUCCCUGGUGAUGACAUUCGCCGGGGUCAAUGAUCUGUUGGGUUAUUGGAUAUUCGGCGCGCAGUUUUGUGAUACUUGGGUCGCCUUCGACGUGAUGUGCUCAACGGCGUCCAUUUUAAAUUUAUGCGCCAUCUCAAUGGAUCGCUACAUACACAUAAAAGACCCACUCAGAUAUGGUCGUUGGGUGACACGACGCGUCGCAGUCAUUACCAUUGCCGCUAUUUGGCUGCUAGCCGCAUUUGUCUCGUUUGUGCCAAUCUCGUUGGGUCUGCAUCGACCGGAGCAGCCGUUAAUCGUUGAGGAUAAUGGAAAACGGUAUCCCACGUGUGCGCUGGACCUGACGCCAACCUAUGCUGUCGUUUCCAGUUGUAUUAGUUUCUAUUUCCCGUGCUUGGUCAUGAUUGGCAUCUACUGUAGACUCUACUGCUAUGCUCAGAAGCACGUAAAGUCCAUUAAGGCGGUCACACGUCCAGGUGAGGUGGCCGAAAAGCAACGCUACAAGAGUAUACGACGCAAUAAAAAUCAACCGAAAAAGUUCAAAGUGCGCAAUCUGCACCACAGUUCGCCCUACCAUGUGUCCGAUCACAAGGCCGCCGUCACGGUUGGUGUCAUCAUGGGUGUCUUCCUAAUCUGUUGGGUGCCGUUCUUUUGUGUCAACAUAGUGGCUGCCUUCUGUAAAACUUGCAUCGGCGGCCAAACAUUCAAAAUACUCUCAUGGCUUGGGUACUCCAACUCGGCCUUCAAUCCCAUAAUUUACUCCAUCUUCAAUAAGGAAUUUCGUGAUGCUUUCAAACGCAUACUCACCACAAGAAAUCCAUGGUGUUGUCGACAAGAAGUCGGCAAUAUACAUCCACGCAAUAGCGAUCGUUUCGUAACCGAUUAUGCGGCGAAAAAUGUGGUGAUGAUGAAUUCAGGCCGCUCAUCAGCCGAACUGGAGCAAGUGUCUGCGAUUUGA